AGGCAGCUUCGGGUUCAACGCCAACAUAUUCUCAGCUGUUAAAGCCAAGACGGCAUCCAUGGAUGCGUACCGGUUGCACGGCGGGUUGGUGCUGGGUUGAGAUGAAGCCGUCGGAGCAUCUCUCCUUCACCGGGACAUGCGAAGUUCAGGGCUUCGUGGACCUUGGAUCGUUCACGCCGGAAGAUGCUCGGCGUACUCCAGCGGACCACGGCCUGGUUAUAAUGUUUCAGCCGUUCGUAGGUGCAUGGACGCAGAUUAUAGGUGUCUUCGCCUCACGGGGAAACGUGAAAGCGCACCUGCUGACGAAGAUCCUCGUGGAAGCCAGCAUCUUGUGUGAACAGGCUGGUCUGUUCGUCGAUUUGCUCUGCUGUGAUGGCGCCUCAUGGAACCGCUUCAUGUUGCACAUGCUUGGUAUUAGGGCCACUAACAGCAAGGACGUCAACUGCAAGAUACCUCACCCCGUCGAUUCCUGGAGAUCCCUGUACUUCCUGUCCGAUUUUCCACACCUGGCGAAGUGCGUACGACAUUCGUUCCAAAAAGCUGGCUUCGACACGCACAAGGGAAGGGUACUUUGGGAGCAUACAAAAGCAGCCUGAAAGUCCGACUCGAGAAACCCUGCACUAAGAGCGAUGCCGAGAAUCACGUACACCCACAUUUAUCCUGGCCCAUUUGACAAAAUGCGCGUGACCCUAGCCUUCCAGAUCUUCAGCGACGAUGUGCUCCGCGGAUUUCAAAUCUGCUGCGACGAUAUCAAGGCGUAGUACGGUGACUAUGGAGCGACGGAGGAGUUCAUCAGGCUCAUGCAGUCUCUGAUAUCUGAUGAUGAGGUAUGAAGCGAUGAGGUAACACACGCGCCUUCGCUUUUCUUCUGAGAA
Messenger RNA from Ornithodoros turicata, 875 nucleotides. RefSeq lists its product as uncharacterized. The coding region runs from base 63 to 596 and encodes 177 amino acids. The record is from RefSeq and is a predicted model, not a curated record. The transcript is spliced from 3 exons. Lineage: Eukaryota; Metazoa; Arthropoda; Arachnida; Ixodida; Argasidae.